Molecule: messenger RNA, 1412 nt
Organism: Populus trichocarpa (black cottonwood)
Lineage: Eukaryota; Viridiplantae; Streptophyta; Magnoliopsida; Malpighiales; Salicaceae
Product: RING-H2 finger protein ATL67
Exons: 1
Coding region: 494-1111 (205 amino acids)
Biological process (GO): protein ubiquitination
Molecular function (GO): transferase activity
Source: RefSeq, a predicted model, not a curated record
AGCAAGCCCUCAUGCAAUUCAGUCUAGAACAAUUCAGAUGGCAUCCCUGCUAAAAUCCACAAAUAUUUUCUUCUAAUGGAAAAGCAAAGAAGUGUCACAUCUGGUUCCCAAGAUUCCAUGGUCAUACAGUUUUCAAAUGCAGCCAAAAUAUUCUCACAUGCUGGAAUGUACCAAGAAACUUCACAUCAGCUUGUAACCUUAACAACCCAAUUCACAGAUUUGUUAGCAGUUCAACACAGAGCCAGUACUCAUGAAUCUCCACUAGGAAGAAAAGAAAAGAAAAAAAACCCUAAUUUCCUAGCAAAAGCAAGGCCCGAAGCCCAUGAUUUUCCCACUUCACACGUACUAAAUGCCCCUCUCUGUUUCCAAACCCUGUAUUAAAUGCAGCAGCUGGAAAAUCCACCCACCUUCCGCAAAAACAAUCUCCCCUAAUCCCCAUACCUUUCUCUUUUCUCGCCCCUCAAAUGGACUCCCACUCCCUCUUUAAACCCAAAUGUCCACCCCCACCACCACAAUCCCCUCCACUAUCUCCGCCACCUCCCCUCCUCCCCCUGCUAAUUACCUCACCAACCUUGGCCUUGGCUAUUCUAUAGCCAUAGCCCUUUUCUUUCUCGUACUUCUCUCCACUAUCCUCCUUGCUUCUUACAUAUGUUGUCGCACCAACCGCCAUCGUUCUCGUAACUCUAACAACAACAACAAUAAUUAUGCAAACUCUACAGCUGAUGGCAUAAUACUUCCUCGUAUUAUUUUCGUUGCCGAAGAUGACGAAGAACAAGAACGUGAUUUAGAAAGUGCUGCUGUAGGUCUCAACCAGGCUGUUAUCAACUCGUACCCGAAAUUCCAGUUUAGUAAAGAUGGUGGGUUCAGUGAAAGAACCAAUAAUUUUUGUAAUACUUGCUCGAUCUGUUUGUGCGAGUAUAAAGAUUUGGAGAUGUUAAGAAUGAUGCCUGAUUGUAGGCAUUAUUUUCACUUGCUUUGUCUUGAUGCCUGGCUUAAGCUUAAUGGGUCGUGUCCCGUUUGUCGGAACUCACCGUUGCCUACUCCGCUUUCGACACCGUUGUCGGAGGUUGUGCCUUUGUCGCAGUACGCAGCGGAUCGGAGGAGGAGGUGAUUUUGGUUUGAUGUGGUUUGGGUGUGGACCGUGGAGUGUUGGGUUGUGUUUGGAAAUGGAGAACUGUAAAUUUUUGGGUUUUGAAAAGGCAGUAGGGGAAUUGGAUUUACUGAUUUGUGAUUUUGGAUUGUUCUAAAAUGAAACGUCUGGAAAAUCAUUUGACCAGGAGCUUUUUUUUUUUUUUGGCAAUGAAGUCUAAGAAUUGGAGUGUUAUUUUUGUUUGUUUCCUUUGAAUUUUACCUUUACUGUAACAAUGAUUGACUUUUUCAUCGAUUGCAAGAUGUUUCUGAUUCUUUUUCUU